AUGGCACUCAAAUUACCCGCGCGACAGACAUUUACAGCCCGUAGCGGCAAUGUAUACUCUUACAUCUUCAUCCCUCCUACCUCCCAAUCAACAACCCUUCUCUUUCUUCAUGGCUUCCCAUCAACCCUCACAGAUUGGGUCCAUCAAAUUCAACAUUUCUCUUCCGAGGGAUAUGGCGUCAUCGCUCUGGAUCUCCUCGGUUACGGCGAAAGUAGCAAGCCAACAGAUGUACACGCCUACCGCCUCAAGUCGAUGGGCGAUGAGGUCAUCGAACUUCUCGACCAUCUGAACCUCAAGACCAUCGUGGGAAUCGGCCAUGAUUUCGGCGCGACACUUUUAUCCAGAAUGGCAGCUUACCACCCCUCACGCUGGGAAGCUCUCGUAUUUCUAGCCGUCGGACCGCCCAAGCUGGGGACGCCAUUCGACGUUGACAUGAUCAACACCAUGACCAAGCAAUUCCUGGGGUAUGAGAUGCUCGGAUACAUCCCAUGGCUAGCCGAUUUCACCACGCAGGAAAUCCUUGAGAAGAACGCUGAAACGGCGAUGAGUCUGGUGUUUUGUCGCGAUCGCGAAGAGUGGGAGACGUGGUUCCAUCCUCUUGGCAAGAUGGAGGAAAAGCACAUCUCAAGGCAUUUGGUACAAAUGAUGGGUAUAAAGGCGUGUGUCGGUGGUAUCGUAUGUGGAAAGAUAAUCUCUUCGCCCCAGACGAACAAGGCUUUGAAGACUUUCACAUCUCACAACUCGUUCUCUUCAUCGUCCCAUCAGAACCCGAACAAUCCGCCGCUCAACAGCAGCAAAUGCUUUCAUCCUGGGCCCCUCAACUCCAAACCGUCAAGUUAA
Molecule: messenger RNA, 840 nt
Organism: Fusarium verticillioides 7600
Lineage: Eukaryota; Fungi; Ascomycota; Sordariomycetes; Hypocreales; Nectriaceae
Exons: 2
Coding region: 1-840 (279 amino acids)
Molecular function (GO): catalytic activity
Source: RefSeq, a predicted model, not a curated record